UUACUUAAGCAGCAGCACAUCCGCGUCCUUGUAGUUCGCCCUCACUGUAGGAGAACGAAGCGGCCAACUUAAGUUAUCCUGCUCCGGUCCUUGUGUGUCCUUGUGCGUGCUCAUCUCUCCAGAGUGACCUAGACCAAGUGGAUUGUCUUGUUGAGGUUUUUAUUAUCGAGCUUUCACGUGAUAAUCAUGAUGGACGUCAUAAUGCGCCGGUGUCCUUUCCUGGCUCGCGUGCCACAGGCCUUCAUGCAGCAGCAGCCGAGGAACUCUUUGGUCGCCUACGCCCAGCAAUGCCCCAUUAUGAUGGAGUUGGCCUCCAAACCCAUGGCCCCGCCCUUGGCACGGGCCCUGUGUACGUCGUCCUCUUCUCGCCAGAAGACCGAGAACAACACCACUGCUGAAGGCCCCAAAGCGGAGGUGGAGACCAAGCUGCCUGCUGGCCACUCUAUGCUGUCCUCUGGUCAGGCUGUGGCCUCCAAAUGCCCCUUUCUGGCGGCGGAGAUGGGCCAAAAGAACAGCAGCGUGGUCCGCCAGGUUGGCAUGGAGUUCCAAGAGGAUGUUCAGGAAGUCCGCACUGUUCAGAAAGAGGUGUCUCCUGACCAGCUGAAGAAGCCGUCCAUGACCAGCACCAGCGAGGGCCUCAUGAAGACCCUCUUAAAGCAGCGACCCAAGAUGGUGUCUCACUUGCUGCAGGACAACUUGCCAAGCAGCUCGUCUCGCUUCCACUACGACGGCUAUUUCGAGAAGAAAAUCGAAGAGAAGAAGAGCGACCACACUUACCGCGUGUUCAAAACAGUCAACCGGUUGGCGAGUGAGUUCCCCAUGGCUGAAGACUUCACCGGCUCCUUGGAAGACAAGAGGGAGGUGUCUGUUUGGUGCAGCAACGACUAUCUGGGCAUGAGUCGACACCCUUGGGUGGUGCAAUCGAUAAUGGAUACGCUGCGAAAGCACGGCUCCGGUGCAGGAGGCACUCGGAACAUUUCCGGGACCAGCAAGUUCCAUGUGGAGCUUGAACAAGAGCUGGCGGACCUCCACAAAAAGGACGCAGCGCUGCUCUUCACUUCCUGCUUCGUGGCCAACGACUCCACCCUUUUCACUCUGGCCAAGAUGCUGCCAGGUUGUGAGAUCUACUCCGAUGCGGGCAACCAUGCGUCGAUGAUCCAAGGAAUCAGGAACAGCGGAGCUAAGAAGUUCAUUUUCCGCCACAAUGACGUCGCUCACCUCCGAGAGAUGCUGCUGACGGGAGAUCCCACGAAACCUAAGAUUGUCGCCUUUGAGACUGUCCAUUCCAUGGAUGGUGCCGUGUGCCCGCUUGAGGAGAUGUGCGAUGUGGCUCAUGAAUUCGGCGCCAUCACAUUUGUAGACGAAGUCCACGCUGUGGGUCUAUACGGCGCGAGGGGAGGCGGCAUUGGAGAUCGUGACGGCAUCAUGCACAAGAUGGAUAUCAUCUCAGGGACUCUGGGCAAGGCAUUCGGAUGUGUGGGGGGCUACAUCGCCAGCACCUCCUCCCUGGUGGACACGGUCCGCUCUUACGCCGCCGGCUUCAUCUUCACCACCUCGCUGCCGCCAAUGCUGUUGAGCGGCGCCAAGCAGUCCAUUCAGGUCCUCAAGGGCGAGGAGGGCCGCAUGCUGAGGCGCAAACACCAGCGCAACGUCAAGCUGCUCAGACAGAUGCUGAUGGACUCCGGGCUCCCCGUGGUGCACUGCCCAAGCCACAUCAUCCCCGUGCGGGUGUCCAACGCUGAAAAGAACACGGAGGUUUGCGACCUCAUGAUGAGUCGCCAUAAUAUCUACGUGCAGGCCAUCAACUAUCCCACCGUGGCAAAAGGGGAGGAGCUUUUGCGCAUUGCACCAACACCUCACCACACUCCUGAGAUGAUGAAAUAUUUUGUUGAGAGGUUGGUGCACACGUGGAAGGAGGUGGGCCUGCAGCUGAAGCCUCACUCGUCAGCUGAGUGCACCUUCUGUCAGCAGCCUCUGCACUUUGAGCUGUUGAACGAGAGAGAGAAGUCAUACUUCAGCGGCCUCAGCCACCCUAUCUCAGCCCACGCAUAAUCAAUCGUUGUUUCCAUCGUCAACGUCGGGCUCCAGAUGGCACAAACACGCCCAGCCCAGUCCUAUACAUGUCGUGAUGUCUCAUACAUUAUUUAACAUUAUAAAAUACUCUGGUUCUAGAUUAUAUAUGCUUCAAAUAAAAUAUGAGCUGGAAACUUU
This is a messenger RNA of Nerophis lumbriciformis (worm pipefish), 2211 nucleotides long. It is a transcript of the gene alas1, whose product is annotated as aminolevulinate, delta-, synthase 1. Lineage: Eukaryota; Metazoa; Chordata; Actinopteri; Syngnathiformes; Syngnathidae. The record is from RefSeq and is a predicted model, not a curated record. Gene Ontology annotation, cellular component: mitochondrion; mitochondrial matrix. Gene Ontology annotation, molecular function: 5-aminolevulinate synthase activity; pyridoxal phosphate binding. Gene Ontology annotation, biological process: erythrocyte development; hemoglobin biosynthetic process; heme biosynthetic process.